Cuculus canorus (common cuckoo) is the source of this 2625-nucleotide messenger RNA. It is a transcript of the gene TMEM35A, whose product is annotated as transmembrane protein 35A. The transcript is spliced from 2 exons. Lineage: Eukaryota; Metazoa; Chordata; Aves; Cuculiformes; Cuculidae. Gene Ontology annotation, biological process: chaperone-mediated protein complex assembly; positive regulation of protein localization to cell surface. The coding region runs from base 214 to 720 and encodes 168 amino acids. Gene Ontology annotation, molecular function: acetylcholine receptor regulator activity. Gene Ontology annotation, cellular component: endoplasmic reticulum. The record is from RefSeq and is a predicted model, not a curated record.
UGCAAGGAAAGAGAGGGCGACUCCCCGGCGAGGAUGCUCCUGGCUCGGCGGGGGCUGGAGCUGCCGCGGGGCAUUAGGACCCGGCGGGCGCCGCGUGGAGGAGUCUGAAUCCCCUCCCGCUCCAUCCUCUGCAGCUUUAUUCCUCAUCUCCUUCAAUGGUGACUGACUACCUCCCAGCCGGAGCGCGGAGGCCUCGUUAGGCCGGUUCCCGGGAUGGCAUCUCCCAGGACCAUCACCAUCAUCGCCCUCUCGGUGGCCCUGGGGCUCUUCUUCGUCUUUAUGGGGACCAUCAAACUGACCCCUCGGCUCAGCAGAGAUGCCUACAACGAGAUGAAACGAGCAUACAAAAGCUAUGUGCGGGCCCUCCCCAUGCUAAAGAAGAUGGGAGUCAGCUCCAUCCUUCUCCGCAAGAGCAUUGGUGCCCUAGAAGUGGCAUGUGGCAUUGUCAUGACACUGGUGCCUGGUCGCCCCAAAGACGUGGCCAACUUCCUUCUGCUUCUCCUCGUGCUGGCUGUGCUCUUUUUCCACCAGCUAGUAGGGGAUCCACUCAAGCGUUAUGCCCAUGCUCUAGUCUUUGGGAUCCUGCUUACCUGUCGUCUGCUGAUUGCCCGCCAGCCUGAGGAGCAGCCCCCCGAAAAGAGGAUCCUGUCAGUGAACGGGGAUGAGCAGCCACUCAUCCACGAAGCAGCUCCUGAGAAAGGCAAAAUGAAGGUAUCCUAGUUGAGUGCAUAUGAGAAAUACGGACCCUCGAGGCAUCUCUCUCCAAAAUCACCUGCAAAAUUUGUUGUUUGUUUUUUUUUUUUAAUUUACCUAUUUAUAUUUUUUGUCUGUCUAAAUAAAGUUGCACUUGGGGUCUGAGAGACACAUGGUAUGUCUACACUGUAGUCUUGCUUUUGCUGGUGCCCUGACAUGUAGAUAAAUACAAGCUAGCUUUCAGCAGGACAGCUUGGAGGCAAUUAGCAGCCUGGCUGGAGUAGCGCUGGCCUCAGCGAGAGCUGCAAAACCAACCUGAGAGGACCGGCAAAGAUUUGGGCAGGCAGUCAUGCUAAUUCAGCACUGUGCAGUGGGGAGAUUAGUCCCAGAGUAUCAGCCCCAAGCCCUGUGCCAGCUGAAACCCAGCCUGGAUGCAAUUCUGCUACAUGGCAGUCUUGGCAACAGCAGCUGGGCAGAACAUAACCAGUGUCCCUGUGCUGGCUUGUGCAGCCUCAUCCACGAAUAUACGUUUCCUUUUCCAUAGUUAAGGCGGGAAAGGACCCUACUGAGCAUAAAAGUGCGGUUUGUUGUGUUUGAGGGAGGGAUCCUUUGUCCUUUGCUGCCUCUGUGUCCAGUCCUUUCUUUGGAGUGGCUAUCUAGGGAAAACAUGGGAUUUAACUAUUUACACCUUCCUGGAUUUCCACACUUUGCAGAGACUCUAAAACUGCGACAGUGGCCUGCUUCGCAAGAGGCAAUAAUAUCUCCUUACCCCUCUUGGCAGAGAGUAAGGAUCCCUGGUGAGGGGAUGGAGAGCAGAACUGCCCAAAGAACUCCAAAAUACCUGUCUGCUGUUGGCAAAUAGCAUCAUGCUCCCUAUUUCCUUGCAAGGAAAAAAAAAAUAAUCCCUUUUCCCGUAUCUACUGAAACUGUAUAGAAUUGUCAGUUAUUGCUGAUAGAUGAGGGUCCCAACUUGUCCGUGUACCUCACUGUUCAUCCUGCAUAUGGCUUUGGUGAGCUGGGGGAAGUCCUCUCACCAGAGCCUGAAUCCCUGUGUGUUGUGUUUGAAAUCUUACAGAGCAUCAGAAGAAGCACGUGUUACCUCUGAGUUUGUUUUUCUUGAUGUUUGUCUGUUUUCACCUUUUCCUUAUUUUCUUAAUUAUUCAUGAAAAUAAACUUUUUGAAAUUUGGAGAAAAAUGUCUUGACAGAAACAAAUUUCUUUCUUGAGAGAAGGCUCUGAAAAUAUUUUUCCUGUGCUCAAACACUGCACUUCACAUUGGCAGCACGGUGUCAGGGGAAUGUCAGAGAAAGACAAGGUGAUGCACAAUGGAAGCCAUCUGAACCCUGCUGGGCCAGAUAUUAACAACCACAGGCAUUUAAAAGAGGUGUUUGAACAUUUUUGUGAAACAGUCUCAGAUGAAUUUCUGCGUCAGUACAACACGACAGUGAAAGAAGAUAUUAAAACUCCAGUAAAAUAUCAGUAUUUUCUCUCCAUAGAAUAAAAUGAUGGGAUACUCAUGUGCAGUACACCCAGUUUUCUUCUUAUGUUAAGUUUGCUGCUGAAACAGGUGCAGUCCCAAGUAUAUACGUGUAUAUAUAUAUAUGCUGAAAAGUCCUCCUCCCAGAGCCCCAAAGAGUGCCUAAUUAUCAGAUGUGCGCCCUGAACAAAGGAAAUUACCAACAGUCCACCUCUGAUAGACAAUCUCUUGUCUUUACAGACUAACCCAAGGUCAUCCUGAAUGUAUAUAGUAUUUGCUUUACUCCCCUAAAGAUAUCUACCAUGCCCUGACUGGAGUUAUUAAUCACUUUUUCAUCCAAAACCAAAUAAAAGUACCACUGACUCACAACCACACGGUGGUGUGUGUUCCUACACAAAGUACUCACAACUACGUUGCCGCAGACUUUUGCUCAGCAGCCUCUCGCAUGUUCAUCUA